GGCCAAGUCAGCCGCCUUCCGAAUGUCUUUCCACCAGCUUAGACUUCUCGUUUUCAGUUCGCUGAUCAACUGCUUUCUUUGCGCCCAUGUGGUGUUCGUGGAUCGGUUCUCGUUCAUUGUCGAUGAUCACGACCUUUUCCUAUCCCAAAGUGCUGUUCUCGAACAGGAGUCGAAUCGCAGCUAUAUCUCCGGGAACAUGAUGAUUAAUCGUUUGGUCAAUGACUUAACACUAGUUUCGUCAAUGGAUAUCAAGCGUCCUUCGCGACCAGAAAUGCGCCUCUACAGUGUUAAAUUGAACUUCUGCUCCAUCUUGAAUAAUGGCUAUAAGAACAGGUUUAUCAGAAUGCUUUACAAUAACUAUGCGCAGUUCCUCAACACCAAACCCAAGUGCCCACUUAAGCCGAACUUUAAUUACACCCUGACUAGGGCCUAUGUCGAUGAAGAAAUGUUACCAGAUCUGCUUCCAGAGUGCACCUAUCGCAUGAAAAUGUCUUUUCAGCAAAAAUCAAAGCAAUUAGCUCACAUGCAAAUUGAUGGAAGAUUGCUCACCAAACGUUAACACAACAAACCCAAUGUUUUAUUUUUCAAUAAAAUAAAAAAAUGUAGCAAAUAGUCCAAGCAAUAAUCAAUAUGUGGAGCAUGGAUUUUCUGUUACGGAUUCGGUUGGAUGAAUUAAACAAUUACCGCCAAAUUGGGCCAGCUACAGAAUCGACCAAUGUGUUAUGCGAAUUUAUAUGUCAUUUACGUGAGCUAUUAGCUUAUUAAAUCUACCAAAACU
Messenger RNA from Drosophila biarmipes, 778 nucleotides. RefSeq lists its product as uncharacterized. NCBI's taxonomy places the organism in Eukaryota, Metazoa, Arthropoda, Insecta, Diptera, Drosophilidae. The transcript has 2 exons. Bases 23 to 559 code for a protein of 178 amino acids. The record is from RefSeq and is a predicted model, not a curated record.